This is a messenger RNA of Acaulospora morrowiae, 996 nucleotides long. Lineage: Eukaryota; Fungi; Glomeromycota; Glomeromycetes; Diversisporales; Acaulosporaceae. The record is from the annotation of a GenBank genome assembly.
GAGGCUACUCCGCUGUUCCGACGUCACCCACAGAAACCCAAUCGAAUAAUUUUCGUGUUGAACGAAUGGUUUUUACGAGGGCAGAGCUUGCAAAGUCAUAUGCUAGAGACUGGCUUCAUAGCCAUAGACAGUGCUGAACCUUAUCACAGACGAUUUUCGUUACAAGAUGCAACUAUCCAAUUUCCGUAUGCUGAGAAAGAUACAGUUCCUAUGUGGGCUGCAGCCUUAAUUGCAGUUCUUUUGCCAUUUCUUAUAAUAACCGCUGUGUCACUUGUCAUCAAAAAAAGCAUGCACGAUUGGCAUCAUGCGACUCUUGGACUAAUUCUAGGUUUAUCAUUAACCUUACUGGUGACCGAGGUUUUUAAGACCACCGUUGGCCGUCCUCGACCAGAUUUUAUCGAUCGAUGUCAACCGAAGAAUGGUUCAGUUGAUUCACCUGUUUUCGGACUUAGCACUUCAGCUAUAUGCACCCAAACUAAUCAGGGCAUACUCAAAGACGGAUUCAAAAGUUUUAUUUCUGGUCAUGCUUCAACUACAAAUGACAUGCAUAUCUCAAAACCAAUUGACGUAGCUUCUUUUUCCGGCUUGGGAUUUCUUUCCUUAUAUCUUGCCGGCAAGUUACAUGUAUGGGAUCAAAAAGGUCAUACCUACAAAGGGUUCUUAGUAGUUGCACCUUUAGUUGUUGCCACUCUGGUUGCCAUUUCCCGAACCACCGACUACCGUCACCAUUGGCAAGAUGUUGUCACUGGCGGUUUAAUAGGAUUUUUACUUUCUGUUUUCUCCUACCACCAAUAUUAUCCUGCUCUACAUUCACACAUUUCACACAAACCUUACUCAGUCAGGCUUAAAAAAGGAGAACCAGAUUAUCGCGUGGAUUUUGCACUCCAUGAUGGAACAACGUUUGAAGUGUCUGUAGUUCGUCAUGAUGGUACAUUCUUACAUCAGGUCAAUGGAAAGCCUGUACAAUCGAGUGAAGACGACCAAAAUAUUGUAUAA